Phialemonium atrogriseum is the source of this 1215-nucleotide messenger RNA. Its product is annotated as Zinc/iron permease. Gene Ontology annotation, cellular component: membrane. Gene Ontology annotation, biological process: zinc ion transport; transmembrane transport. The transcript is spliced from 4 exons. The coding region runs from base 1 to 1215 and encodes 404 amino acids. The record is from RefSeq and is a predicted model, not a curated record. Gene Ontology annotation, molecular function: metal ion transmembrane transporter activity. Lineage: Eukaryota; Fungi; Ascomycota; Sordariomycetes; Cephalothecales; Cephalothecaceae.
AUGGGUGGCUUGCUCCUUCUUCUGGCCUUGAGCGUUGUCAUGGCAUUGGCCUCCUUCUUGGCCGGUGCGCUUCCGCUAUCCAUGACUCUUUCCCAGUCACAGCUUCGGUUAAUCUCGAGCAUUGGGAUCGGCAUCCUCGUGGGCACAUCGCUCAUCGUCAUCAUGCCGGAGGGGAUCGAGGCCAUAGCCUCGCGUGGAGUGUCCUCACACUCGCACAACACUCGCAGUCGAGCACUCUCGAAGGGCCUCGACGUGCGCUGGAAUACCGACCAUGUCCCGAACCUCCACAUAAGCCGCGACGACCACCACGACCACCACAUUUACAUACCCGUCAUCGCCUCUAGGGAAUCGCCUGCUUUUGAUACGGCGAGGAGGGAGGAGUCGCAGAAAGAGUCGGACACGAAAGACGAAGUAAAGCAUCCGGAGGCGACUGCUCCUGAGGGCGGCGAGGAGCAUAGCGAGUCUGAGCUGCCAACCUUCUACAUUGGCUUCUCCCUCAUAUUGGGGUUCGUCCUCAUGUUCUUGAUCGACAGGCUCCCGCGGCAUGCGACCGAGAACUUUCAGUCCCCUCCAGCGACCCGGCACAUCAGCCUCGACAACCUCGCCUCAUCCAAUACGGUCGGUGAUGAAGAGUCGGACAGCUUCUUGGGCUCGCUGGCGCCAACUCCAAAGCAGUCGAGGAGCCUCGCAACCACGACGGGGUUGGUGAUCCACGCGGCGGCCGACGGGAUUGCCAUGGGGGCAUCGGCGACGUCGUCGGACAUGAAACUCGGCUUCAUUAUAUUCUUUGCCAUUAUGAUUCACAAGGCACCAGCAGCGUUCGGAUUGACCUCGGUCUUGCUCAAGCAAGGGCUGUCGAAACGAGCCGCGCGAGGUCACCUCAUCGUCUUCAGCCUUGCGUCGCCGUUUGGGGCCUUGGCAACGUAUCUUGCGAUAUCCCUUAUCGGUGGAGGGAACAUGGAAGGCGAGAGUGGUAAAUGGUGGACUGGAAUGCUGCUGCUAUUCUCGGCUGGGACCUUCUUGUAUGUUGCCAUGCAUGCAAUGCAAGAAGAUCACGGAUUGCAAGGGCAUGACCACCAUUCGAGUGCGAAUGGCUAUUCUGACGCCAGCAGCUCAUCACAGAGGAAACAGGGUAAGCCUCAGAUGCGAGACACGAUUGCUACCGUAAUUGGCAUGCUCUUUCCUCUGCUCGCACAGUUUGGUCAUCAUCAUUGA